AUGGACAGCUUUUCACUCGUCGGACAAACAGCUCUCGUCACGGGUGGCACCCGUGGUAUUGGCCAGGCCAUGGCAAUUGCAAUGGCCGAGGCUGGGGCCGAUAUUGUCCUUCGAGACUGCAGUAACCAGGAAACGAAAGCUCAGAUCGAAGCUCUGGGCCGCAAAGCGACCAUCUCAACGGCCGAUCUCUCAUCCCAGGCAGAGGUCUCGCAACUCGUUUCGAGCGUAUUGAACAAUGGACACGACAUCAGCAUUCUUCUGAAUUGCGCGGGAAUCCAGCGCCGACACCCGAGUCACCUCUUCCCCUCCGAGGACUGGAAUGAAACAGGUCAACGCGGGCACAUCAUCAAUGUUGCGUCGCUUGUCUCGUUCCAGGGAGGUCUCACAGUUCCCGCAUACGCCGCUGCCAAAGGUGGUGUUGCACAACUCACCAAGGCGCUGUCCAACGAGUGGGCAGCGAAAGGCAUUAAUGUCAAUGCCAUUGCACCGGGCUAUGUGGCGACCGACAUGAACAGGGCCUUGAUUCAGGACGAAGAGCGUGCCGCCAGUAUCCUAGCCCGCAUCCCUGCUGGACGAUGGGGCAAUCCAGAUGACUUCAAGGGCUCAGUAGUGUAUUUGGCCAGUCGGGCGAGCGCCUAUAUGAGCGGAGAGAUCUUAACUGUGGACGGAGGUUGGAUGGGACGAUAG
Penicillium nucicola is the source of this 687-nucleotide messenger RNA. RefSeq names its product short-chain dehydrogenase. NCBI's taxonomy places the organism in Eukaryota, Fungi, Ascomycota, Eurotiomycetes, Eurotiales, Aspergillaceae. The transcript has 3 exons. The coding region runs from base 1 to 687 and encodes 228 amino acids. Gene Ontology annotation, molecular function: oxidoreductase activity, acting on the CH-OH group of donors, NAD or NADP as acceptor. The record is from RefSeq and is a predicted model, not a curated record.